ACAUGAUCAAUGUACUGUUUAGCACAGGAUCUAGCUUUAUAUCAGUGAUACCAGCUAGACCAGUAGUGUUCUGUAGCAAUGACUCCAGGUGUAGCAGUAGAGAAGAAAAAGAGAUGUGCUUCUGACGAAGGAGGAGGAGGAGGGGGAGGAUGCUGGAAACGAGCUGAGACCCUAUCAGAAGAUGAGGAUGAGAUGUGUAGCAAGCUGAGCAAACACAGGAGGGGUUCAGGGGGGUACACCCCUGCCCCUGGCGGCCCUUUCUCAGCCCUCAUACCCAGCAUGUGGCCACAGGAUAUUCUUGCCAAAUUAGCACAGACUGAAGAUGCCGGUGCUGUAGGAGAUUUUCGAUAUGACGAGUUUGGAUUCAGAGUGGAAGUGGAAGAUGCAGCCGAGCCCAACUCCAGUAAGCUCCUGAGUGAACCGUUCAUAGAGGACCCCCAGCAGAGAUUGAAAUGGACAGCAUACUUCGAGUUCGCUCACAAUAAAGAGGUCGGAGAUCUCACAUGGGAAUCGAUGGACAGCCGGUUACCCCAGACGGAAAAGUUACGUUCGCUGGUCCGAGAGGGCAUUCCACACAGCAUGAGGCACCAGCUGUGGAUGAGACUCUGCGGUGCGCAGGAGAAGAAGAGUAGCAGCGAAAUGUCAUACAAGGAGAUCAUCAAAGCAAGUUCCAGUGACCAGUCCAUGGCAGCCAAGCAAAUAGAAAAGGACCUUCUACGUACCAUGCCCACCAAUGCGUGUUUCUCAAACCAGAAGAGCACCGGCGUCCCGAGGUUACGAAGAGUCUUGAGAGGCAUCUCAUGGCUCUAUCCUGAUAUAGGCUACUGUCAAGGAACAGGCGUGAUUGUCUCUUCAUUGCUUCUGUUCAUGGAUGAGGAAGAUGCAUUCUGGAUCAUGUGUUCAGUCGUUGAAGAUCUUGUUCCUCCGUCAUACUUCUCACACACGCUCCUAGGUGUACAGGCUGACCAGAGAGUAUUAAGACAACUGAUGGUCAGCUAUCUUCCAGAGCUUGAUCAGCUACUUAAGAGCCAUGAUAUAGAGUUAUCCUUGAUCACACUGCAUUGGUUUUUGACUGCGUUUGCCAGUGUAGUUCAUAUGAAGGUGCUACUGAGAGUCUGGGAUAUGUUCUUCUUCGAUGGAUCUAUCGUACUCUUCCAGAUCACACUUGCCAUGUUCAAAAUGAAGGAGGAGGAGCUGUUAUCGUUGGAUAAUUCGGCUCAGAUCUUCAAUGCCUUGUCAGACCUGCCAGGAGUAGUGGAUGAUAUGGAUAAACUUGUAAAGAAAUAUGAGAUUGGUAUGCGCCACUCUGCCUCCCUGACAGACAUCAUUGUGGACACACACAGACGGAAACAUCUAGCCUAUCUCAUGGCUGAACAAGGUGCUAUCGUCAACCCAGAGUCCGCAGGAAACCUUCCAAAACAGCAAGUGAACAAACGUCAACUACAGAGGAGAAAAUCUCUGAUGGGGGCUCUAUUCCCUAAUCAAGAUGACUCUAAUGACCUGAAAGCCAAGAACAUCCACCAGACAGAGCUUGUAUCUGAUCUCAGAGAAGGCAUCCAACAGAUCGGAAGACACUUCCAAGCCAUCGACCCCAAGAAUGCAAAAAUAGGUUUGAUACCCGACUACUCUCUUGAGAGCCAUCAGAAAGACCAUGAACAGUUUGUAAACAUCACAAGAACAAGGAAAAGAAGGGCCAAAGCACUGCUUGACUUUGAGAGGCACGAUGACGAUGAGUUAGGCUUCAGGAAAAAUGACAUCAUCACAAUCAUUUCUCAGAAAGAUGAGCAUUGCUGGGUUGGAGAACUGAACGGUCUUAGAGGAUGGUUUCCAGCAAAGUUUGUAGAGAUCUUAGAUGAGAGGAGUAAGCAGUACACCAGCGCAGGCGACGAUGCCGUCACAGAAACUAUCACAGACCUAGUCAGAGGAUCGUUAUGUCCUGCUCUGAAGUCUGUAUUUGAGCAUGGUUUGAAGCAGCCUACAAUCCUAGGAGCAACAUACCACCCAUGGCAUUUCAUUGAAGAGGCAAGUGCCAAGGAGGUUGAGCGAGACUUUGAAUCUGUGUACUCUAGACUGGUGCUUUGUAAGACAUAUAGAUUGGAUGAAGAUGGUAAGGUAUUAACACCAGAAGAGCUUCUCUACCGGUCAGUCCAGGCGGUCAAUCUAACCCAUGAUGUAGCUCAUGCACAGAUGGACGUCAAGUUCAGAUCAUUGGCUUGUCUAGGCCUCAAUGAACAAGUCCUCCACCUCUGGCUAGAAACCCUGUGCUCCUGCGACAAGAUCGUUGAGAAGUGGUACCACCCGUGGUCCUUCCUGCGUAGCCCUGGCUGGGUCCAGAUCAAGUGCGAGCUUAGGGUCCUCUCAAACUUUGCCUUCAACCUCUCACAGGACUGGGAGCUGCCAAUCAAGAAAGAUACAUGGGGAAGAGCCGUGAAUACUCCACAGAGCCAAAAGUCGUUAAAAGACAGCGUGCAAGACAUGCUCAUCAAGCACCAUCUCUUCAGCUGGGACCUCUAACUUCUAACCUUUGACCUUUGGUUGACCCAUGACCUCUGACCUUGGAUGGGGGUCAAUCAUUGCACAUCCGGAAGCUCACUGCACCCUCCUGAUUGGAUUCUUUUAGGUUCAUUAAUUCAUCUGUGGAUUGUAAGGUUGAUUAACUUUUAAGUUAUUACAGAUAUAUUGUUAGUAGCAUGCAAGAAGUCGUGGGACUUUAUUCUUAUGGUACUCUCAUAUGUCAUAACCUCAUUGAAUGAAUCCUUCUUUUAUGGUUACUUUGUUUUACUCUAACUUGACAUCGCACUAAUGUAGUAUUUAUAUGGUGACCAAGGUCCAUGUGGACAUUGCACAUGUAUGUCAGAGUUAAAUCCUCAAUUAUGUGCACUUCAUGUAUUUCAUGACGGCGUAAAGAGGCUCAUCGUUUUCUGCCAAGAGGUUAUGAAAAAUUAAAGGAAAAUGCCAAUUUCACUGAUGUGACAAACAUGUUUUGAUGUUCGAUAUCAAUUGUGUGCUAUUCCCGAGGGUGACAGUGCUAGGCUCAGGUCAUCUCACUUUUGCUGAACAAUUUAUUUGUACGAUUCACAGGGGAAUAUUCAAGCAUGAAAACAAAUGAUCCGUCUUUAGAAUGUCAGCGUGUAGGAAUUUUAACCCGGGAAGAAGAAAGUGUGUUGAACCCUGCCUACAAUAGAACAUUCCUGUAUCAUUGGUAUUGUAGAUUCAGUAUGAUCAUUUCUUUUAAUAGUCCCAGCUGUUUGUUUCCUUGUGGGGAUGUUGGACCCCGCCCUUCUUCCUGACACAAAAAAGUUUGUUGAUCCCAAUAUUAAAGCUCUGAUUGCUUGUAUGAAGUUAUUAUGUAAACACAAAGAUAGUCAUGACCCAAAAUGGAACAUGGAACGCUCUGCAAACAUAUGACUAUUUGUGUAAGAUGAUCAGUCAAAUCAAAUUUAAUACCUCAGUCAGACUGCUAGAUCGACUCCAUACCAACUCCAAACCGACCGAUUCUUUGCCAUUGGAGGUAACAUCAUUGUUUGAUCGGUCUGUUCUCGGUCUGUCAUUGGUUUGGUAGGUGUGACUGUGGUAUUAGGACACAUGCCAACAGAAUGGACUGUGCACUCAGUACAAGUGAUGUCAGGCUUUUGGAAUGUUUUAUUUUCGGUUCACGUGGAUUGCAAUGUGCAAUUUGAAUUCUCAUAGUCGAUGCUAGUGAGCAAAUUUGUCAUAUAAAUAAUUUCAUAGUACAAUCUGUAUUAAGUGAUUACAGGCUUUUGUAUGUAUUUAAUGAUAGAUGUUUCAAGAAAAAAUUCUGAAAAGGAAGAAUUUCAAGGAUAAGUUAUACUGAGGUUGGAAAUAUAUACAAAGAGGGUUUCUAUCUACACUUUGAAGUUCAAGAAAGAUAAAGAUCUCCACUCAAUACAAGUUGUUUUCAUCAGGAAUGGUUUUAUAUCCUUGGAAAUUCCUGUUUAAAAUAUUAUCAAACAUCCUCAAAGUCAAUACCGGCCCUACUCACACAAACGAGACCACCAAAAGACCGAACAAGAAUUAACCACAAAUGCCCAAGAAUCAGUCAGUUUAGAGUCGGUUUUUGGUGGUCUGACUGAGGCACAAGGCUGGUAAUAUAUACUGGAUAGUUUGCAAGAAGUUUUCCAGCUUGAAUGAACAGAUCUUGCACAAAACACUUGUUGUACAUGUGACCAAACUCAUGUAGUAGAGUGUAGGGAUAUCCCAGACCCUGAUGUCAUUUCUACACACACACACACACACACACACACAUGUUUGUUGAAUUAUCAAGGCUCUCCAUACCCAGAGGGCAGGGAGAAUCGGAUAGAAAGGGGAGAGUACUGUCCAGCCAGCCAAUCAGAAUGCUGUGUUUAGAAAGAGGGCGGAGUCUGCUUGUGGUGGCCCCUCCCAUCUCAGUGGGCUGCAUUCUAGGAAAUGCACAUGAGGAAAGACAAAAAGAGAGAGAGAGAGCUAAAAAUAGCACCCCUAACAUUUUGAUUAAGAUUAAGGCCAAAACAUUAACUACAUAGUGUAUGGAAACAGCACACUGUACAAGGAACAUAUUAAAUCUGCCUUAGAGGCAAAAGAGCUGUAACUUAGAAGAAGAUGUUAAGUUAACAUACAUGUCGAGUUCAUGCCUUUUGGGUCACAGCAGACAAAUUGCUAAUAUGUAUGGUAUUAACAUGAACAUCCUGGAGCUUGCCGAAAGAAAAUUAUUACUUUAUUUUCAAUCAGUUAUAUAAAUAGCUGGACCACACCCCUUUGUUUUUUCUUAUCUCCCAGAUGAGUCAGUUUGUUUCGGUACUGUUUGUCUGGAUUACCUUAACCUCAUGGAACUUUGUUUUGUCUCAAUUUUUUCAAGUUCAAUAUUCAUCAAACCAUGAUGCUAGGUCUGACAAUCAAAUUGAAAGCUUCCUUUUCUUUCCUUUCAAGUGUGUGGUUAGAGAGAGAUCUUCUAGUCCAAAAGUGGAGGAUGAAGUCCAUGGCAACUUGCCAAGAAAUUAAUUUGCCACUUUAUGAAACCUCAAAUUACUAUGCCAUGAGCGUUUACGAAAUAUGCCAUUAAGAAAACCACAGUAUUGCCUGCCAGUCAAUGCCAUGAAGCUUAUUUAGGUUUUAGUCCAUUCACAACAUUACUAGUUGUAGCAGCUGAAAGUUAUUACCAGUUUUGCUUUGGCAUGGUGCCAUGUGCUCAAAGCUGGUGACCAGUUAAUGAAUCAUAACAAAUGGAUUUGCCAUUUUGUAAAUAAAUCACUCAAACUUCAUUUUGUGUGAUUUUAAUGAGUGAGGUAGAAGAGGGUGUUAGCCGUAUUUAGUUUGCAGUUUUAAUCAAUCUCUGUUUUGUGGUUUUAUGAUUAUAUGUACAUGUUCAUUAGGUUUUGCAGUUGAACGGUUGGUCCCUUUCUAAUUGUAAUUGAAAUGCCAAAUCGAAGGGCAAGGACCUUUAGUAUUUAUGUUUGAGUUUGCCACCCAAAAUAUUACUUGUAGUCUUUGGGAAAGUAUGUAUGUCAAUCACAAGUCCUGAUCUUUUUUCAAGUUACUGUUUUACUUUUUUGUUCACAUUUAUUUAAUGGAUUGUUGGUAUAUUUGUUUAUAUACUUGCAAUGAAAUUAAUCCAUAUUUGAAGUUUGGCUUACUCUUUAGAGAUGUUUUUUCCCUGCUGAUUGUACUUACCGGUAUGAGCAUCUUUUCCAAGGUUUUUGUCUCUAUCAUAUUAUUUAACUUCAUUUAGAUAAAAUUUGAUUUAAAACAAAAUUGUUCCAGAUUUUUGUGUUACUGCCAAAGAAAUUGUUCAGGGAGGGCAGAAUUAUGCUGUGUAGAAUAUGUGCAAUGUUAACAUGACAAUUAAAAGGUUUUUGUUUAUUGCCAAGUUUUGUAUUACUGUUUAUGAUUAGAAAGAAUGAUUUAUUUAGCUGUUAGUUUUAAGCGAUUACCAUUAUUUUGUGAGUUAAAUUUGAUUUAAUUUAAGUUAUGUGUCUGAAAUAUUUUGUUUGAUUUGCCUCAUUUGCUGGAGUUUUUUUCGUCGGUGGAUAUGUUCUAUUUUCUGAUUAAAUUGAGUCCAUAUCUCAUUUGUUGUGUAUUUUCCAUAACACAUUAUGACAUAUGCAGUGCAGCUCUGGAAGUUUUAACUUACUUUUGCAUUGUAUCACAGUGCAGGGUAGCGUGACCUUAUUCAGUAGUGCAUUGUGUACAAAACAAAAAGUUUGAGUCCAUUGUUUGAGCCAAUCUAUUGUGCACCCUUAUAUGAUAUUGCAUACUGCUCUACUUAUGCUUACUGGUGAGGCACUAUGCAUGUACAGCAUGGGGCUGUCAGUACAUGUUUAUAAACAGCACUUGCUCAUUCAGUUCUACAAACAAUUUUUCAUUUUCCAACAUAAUGAUUUUUAAGAUUAUGUUAAAUAUCUUGAUUCUAACAUACAUGUUUAAGCACCUUGGAAAGUCUCUUAGUACAUUUGUUAUUUAUUUUCUUAAUCACAAACAAAAUAUGAUUAAUCCAUCUAUGUCCAAAAAUUGAAUAAUAUUGUGAAUCAUAUAAUUUAACAGUGAAUGUCAACACAUGGAUUUCUUGCUGGUGUGAUGUUAUUAAUAGUUUAGCACUUGACUUGAAUUGGAUCAUUUAGAGAUACUCAUAUUAAGUAUACAAUUACAGUAUGGAUACCCAUACAUGUACAUCUGCACACUAACAUGUAAACAAAUGUACUAUUAUUGUUUAUGACUUAGUAUGUAACACUUGUAUUCAUUAGGUUAUGAUCACAUAUUCCAUUCAACACUUUCCAUUCCUAAAGCAUAUUAUUACUUGUAUUCAUUUGAGGUAUGAUCACACAUCUUAUCUAACUUUUCCAUCCUUAUGGUGUAUUUAUCUUUGUAUUCAUCUUUGUAUUCAAUGUGUAAUGCAUUCUUUCAGCCAUUCUCUCAUUCAUUCAUUCAUUCAUUCGUUCGUGCACUCAUUCAUUCAUUUGUUCGUUCUUUCACUCAUUCUUGUAUAUUCCUUCACUCCAGCAUGCAUACGUUUUAUCAACAUGUUUACUCCUUUGGUAUCGUGCAUCAUUGUGUAGUAAUUCUUUUUGACUUACAAACUAUCCUUUCAAAUUCCACUGUCCUAAUUUUCUUUCAUGUUAUGUCAUAUGUGUGCUAGAUAACAGUGCCUAACCCAAUUAAAUGGGCAAAGAGCUUUGAUGGGAUUGUACAAGGCCAGUAACUUAAGUGUAUCGUCUUGUAAAAUCACUAUUGUGAAUAUCAAGACAUGCAUUUAAAUAUGUAUUUAUCCAAAAGCUAUAUAUAUAUAUAUAUAUGUAAAUUAAAAGUAGUACUGUUUUGUCUUCAAUUUGAAUUCUUUCGGAGAGGGAUAAAUGAAUCAUUCCAAUAGUUCAGUACUUAGAGUUAUAACUAUAUAUGUUUAGCAUCAAAUUCAAUCAUUGUAAUUGGCAAGCAUUCCACAAAGAUAUGUUUACAGUGUUGUGGUCAGAUUUUCUUUCAUAUAAUGUGUGCAAUCUUCUAUCCCAAAUUGUCUAUUCUUCAAACACAUAUAUUCCCAUAUUGAAAUAUACCUAUUUAUUAUACCUAUGAAUUGGUUAAGUGAUUUAUUAUGUAGAUUUUGUUUUAAAUAUAUCUUUAAUAAAGAUAUAAUUUUUUGGUUAUAUCAAACUUACUCAAAAUCAAAUAAGGAGAUUGCAAUAUUGAUUUUAUUUUGAAAGCUUGUUGUGGGAACGUACAAAAACAACAAAACUAUGUUGCUUCAUCAAAGAACUAGUUUGAAUAAUUACAAUGGUCUUUAUUGGGUAUCAAAGAUGCAAGUACAUGUACUUCCAAUAUUACUAUAUGGAAGAUGGAUUAGGAUUGGCUAAUGCAGGUACAGAUGUAUUUCCAUUGACGAAUGAGAUGUUUUCUUUCUUUGAUCAGGAGAAGGUAGCUAAUAGGGUGAAUUUAAACACUUCGUCGACCUCGACAUUUGUUUGUUAACCAUUUUCCAUCUUCAUUCCUGUUUCUGUCUCCUUACUUACAGACAUUGCCAGCCCUGAGAGCUAGUGUUCGUGACAUGCUUAUUAAAUAUCACCUCUUCAGUUGGGAACUGUGAGGGCGGUAGUUAAGUCACAGUAGGAAUUGUUGCGUCAGUUAUGAAAGUUAUGGGAGAUUCCUUAACCAACACUACUUAUUAUUGGGGUCAGAGUUAUUGGAAAAAUAGUAUGUGGACGAUUAAUGUGAUACAUCUGUGGGUUAGUUCAAGGAGGCAUUCUCCACAGUACAUUUAUUAUUGCAUAUGCGGCUUAUGAAGCGCAAUGGCUCAGUGGUAGAGCAGUGGUAUCGUAAUCAGACGAUCCCGGGUUCAAACCCAAGUCGAUGCUUUAUUGGGAAGGCAUUAAUCUUCAUAACUAAGUCCCUUGGAGGAGGAUAUCAUUCCUGACAUUUUGUUUUUUAUCCAAACAUCAGUGUAAAAGGGGCAAUAAAUGUAUUUGUGGGGUUGUAAAAGUUUGUAGGGUCUCUAAUAAAUUACUAGCAAUACAAGGGUUGUUUGGGGGUUGGGUUUAGCUCAAAUGUCAGGUAAAACUAAUUACCCUCCACAGUGAAACCCGGUAGACACCCAGAAAUAAACAUAAUUUGUAUAUAUUCUCAUUUAUUUAUCUCGCUUCUCUAUUUCUUAUUCAAAACAUCUCAUUUAUUAAAGACUUGAUGCUUAUAUUUAAAAAAGGAGUUCCAACUCUUUGGUUAGAUAAAAAAAAAGGCUUGUUUUCUUUAAAGCUCUCACAGUUGAGUGGCUUCAAAAAUGUACUUUAUUAGCUAUUUAUCAUAUCCUGAAGCACACAAAACAUAAACAAACAUCCCAGUCUUCAUUAUUGUCCAUGUACUUUACAUA
Messenger RNA from Strongylocentrotus purpuratus (purple sea urchin), 8845 nucleotides. RefSeq names its product small G protein signaling modulator 3 homolog (gene sgsm3). Gene Ontology annotation, molecular function: protein binding. Bases 79 to 2514 code for a protein of 811 amino acids. The transcript is spliced from 23 exons. The record is from RefSeq and is a predicted model, not a curated record. Lineage: Eukaryota; Metazoa; Echinodermata; Echinoidea; Camarodonta; Strongylocentrotidae.